Molecule: messenger RNA, 1089 nt
Organism: Gekko japonicus
Lineage: Eukaryota; Metazoa; Chordata; Lepidosauria; Squamata; Gekkonidae
Gene: ELAVL3
Product: ELAV like neuron-specific RNA binding protein 3
Exons: 6
Coding region: 10-1089 (359 amino acids)
Cellular component (GO): ribonucleoprotein complex
Molecular function (GO): RNA binding
Source: RefSeq, a predicted model, not a curated record
AUCAGCACAAUGGAGACCCAGGUGUCCAACGGCCCCACGAGCAACAGUUCCCUCCCCAACGGGCCACUGAUCAGCGCCAACGGUGCCACCGACGACUCCAAAACUAACCUCAUAGUCAACUACCUGCCCCAGAACAUGACCCAAGAGGAGUUCAAGAGCCUCUUCGGAAGCAUCGGGGAGAUCGAGUCCUGCAAGCUGGUCCGGGACAAGAUCACAGGACAGAGUCUAGGCUACGGCUUCGUCAAUUACGUGGACCCCAACGACGCCGACAAAGCCAUCAACACCCUGAACGGACUCAAGCUCCAGACGAAAACAAUCAAGGUGUCUUACGCCCGGCCCAGCUCGGCCUCCAUCCGCGACGCCAACCUCUACGUCAGUGGCCUACCUAAGACCAUGAGCCAGAAAGAGAUGGAGCAGCUCUUCUCGCAGUACGGGCGCAUAAUCACAUCCCGCAUCCUCGUCGACCAGGUCACAGGCGUCUCCAGAGGGGUGGGCUUCAUCCGCUUCGACAAGAGGAUAGAGGCCGAGGAGGCCAUCAAGGGCCUGAACGGGCAGAAGCCGCUGGGCGCCAGCGAGCCCAUCACCGUCAAGUUUGCCAACAACCCCAGCCAGAAGACGGGCCAGGCGCUGCUCACCCACCUCUACCAGACCACCGCCCGGCGGUACACCGGGCCCCUGCACCACCAGACCCAGCGCUUCAGGCUCGACAAUUUGCUAAACAUGGCCUACGGCGUCAAGAGUCCUCUCUCCUUGAUCUCCAGGUUCUCUCCCAUCACGAUCGACAGCAUGACCAGCCUGGCGGGUGUCAACCUGACGGGGGCCUCCAGCGCGGGCUGGUGCAUCUUUGUGUACAACCUCUCCCCCGAGGCCGACGAGAGUGUCCUGUGGCAGCUCUUUGGGCCUUUCGGGGCCGUCACCAACGUCAAAGUGAUCCGCGACUUCACCACCAACAAGUGCAAGGGCUUUGGCUUCGUCACCAUGACCAACUACGACGAAGCCGCCAUGGCCAUCGCCAGCCUGAACGGCUACCGACUGGGCGACCGGAUCCUCCAGGUGUCCUUCAAGACCAGUAAGCAACACAAGGCGUGA